Messenger RNA from Drosophila hydei, 1826 nucleotides. RefSeq names its product probable G-protein coupled receptor Mth-like 8. The coding region runs from base 162 to 1676 and encodes 504 amino acids. The record is from RefSeq and is a predicted model, not a curated record. NCBI's taxonomy places the organism in Eukaryota, Metazoa, Arthropoda, Insecta, Diptera, Drosophilidae. Gene Ontology annotation, molecular function: G protein-coupled receptor activity. The transcript has 6 exons.
CAGGUGUGGAUGAGCCGUUUCCGCCGGACAGUUGCCAGAGUGGAGAGCCGUAGCAAGACGUCAUUAGUAGACGAUUGCGGUCCGUGUUUGGAUUUCUAUUUUGGAAAGGCCUUUGAUUAUUUGGUAAACAGCAACCGGACAGUGAGGUAAACAGCGAAUGGAUGAGAUUUAAUGCCACGAUGAGCAUUUCUUGGGUCGCGGCGCAGUUUCUGACAGUCAGCUGCCUCCUGGCCAUGACUCAGGGCCUUCACGAGGAGGCGCGUCACCCGUGCGCCUUCAUCGAUACGAUCAACAUCACUGGCAGCUACAACAUGGGCAGCGCCCUCAACAACUCCUACGUCCACAACUGGACCUUGAUACCCCGGGAACUAGUCACCGCCUACGACUUUAUUAUCGAGAACGGAAUUCGUGUGCCAGCCAAGCGCCACCUGCGCGCCUGCAUCUGUAAGUUGCGGCCCUGCGUGCGCUUCUGCUGCUCGGCCGGACAGUUCUACGAUUUGCAGGAACGCAGCUGCUUGGCUGCCCGCGAGGGACAGCCUCAGCCACCAGGCCAGAGCCACAUGGAUAUCGAGCUGCACAACGGCACACAGUCGAAUAUAGAGCUGCGUUCGCUGUUCAGCGUGUAUGAGGAGACGCCCUGCGAUCACAUGAAGGCCUAUACCAAGGACACCACAUACCUCAACUGGACACUACAUGAGAACGGUUCGAUCAUCCAUCGGGAUCAUCUGUUUAGCAAGCAUUAUUGCUUUACCCCGCUGCCAAUUGGCGGCGGCAGCUGGAGCUGGCAGCCCUUGGCCUGUGCCCCAGAGAAACUUCACUUUGUGCUGGGCGUCAGAGAGUGGACCUAUGCCAUAUGCCUGCUGAUCUGCAUUAUAUCGAUGUUCAUAGUGCUGAUCGUGCAUCUGCUAUGCUCGGAUAUGCGCAACAGUUUCUAUGGCGUAGCAAUAAAAUCGUACACGACGUGUGUUAUCUUUGGCUAUGCGCUGCUGGCUCACCUGACACUCCACGAUCCCGCAAAUCUGUCAACGCUCGCCUGUCGCAUCAUACCCAGCUUUGCGCUGCUCUUCCUCGUGCUGUCCUUCUACAUACUGAGCUUUAUAGCUUUCAAGCUCUAUGUGAGCUUCAAUGGGGUUGUCUUUACCAAGCCCAUGUUCUGGCUGAUCUUUGGGCCGAUCGUGUGCAUAGCUGUGGCCUGGUCUGUUUUUGUGGGCUUCAGCUACCACGGCUCGAGGCUGGUCUUUGGAGGCGACACCUGUUGGUUCGAUCCGCGCAACUUGAGCAUUAUGAUUUACUUCUUUGCGCCUGUUUUUGUUGCCUGCGCCAUCAGCUGCUUCUUCUACGUGCUCACUCUUAUACGCAUUAGCGAUGAGCCGGUGAUCGAUGCGGAAAAGAGCUUUGAGUCCUUGGAGAAGAAUCGCCUGAAGUCGUUCUGGAAGUUCUUCACCUAUACAGCGCUCACCUGGUUCGUCUGCGUUUGCUCUUUCGCUUUUAACUACUACCGCGACGAGCUUUCACACUUGAAUUACGCUGUUUGCCUCUGCACAGCAUUUCAUGGAUUUGCGGCUCUCUAUGCUCUGAUUGGCAAAAAUCAACAGAUACAGUACUUCCUGCGACGCAUCGAGGAGAAUAACGACGAGGACACCUGUGAGAACUCUGUGCCUAUGUACAUAUAUUGAAUAGAACAUUGUCUUCGCAGUUUGGCUACCACUGUGGCACAGUUACGGAUGUACUGUACGAAGUAGUCGUGACACAAGCUGUUGAACUUGCAGUGCUUAGCCAAGACACGCACCCAACAAACAGCUUUAAUUUCGUUUUCAUUUUGUUAG